Ceutorhynchus assimilis (cabbage seed weevil) is the source of this 2846-nucleotide messenger RNA. Lineage: Eukaryota; Metazoa; Arthropoda; Insecta; Coleoptera; Curculionidae. The record is from the annotation of a GenBank genome assembly.
UGCAUUUUAAUUUUUUUCUGGAAAACUGGGAAAGGGAAAAUUUCGAAAUUUUUACAGGAGAAAGAGAAAAGUCAGGAGCUCAUUAUAGGCAAAUUUCACAAUUUUCCAAUGGAAAAUGACUCCAGGAAAAAUUCUGGAAAAUUGACUUAUUUAAGAAAAAUUCACCUCUUGCAUUUUAAUUUUUUUCUGGAAAACUGGCAAAGGGAAAAUUUCGAAAUUUUUACAGGAGAAAGAGGAAAGUCAGGAGCUCAUUAAGUAUAGGAAAAUUUCAAAAUUUUUUCAGAAGUUGAAACUUCACCUGAAACAAACGUGAUUAAUUCUCCUUCGAAUGAAACUUGAUUCAUUGAAAUCGGUCCAGGCGUUCCAGAGUUAUGGCAGAUUUAAUAAGACCAUGUCAGGCUGGAAAAGCCCCCCCAUGAAUUUCCUUUUUUAUUUUUUUCCAGGCUUAGGAGACGUCCUACGGGAAAAUGCCAAAUAGCUUUUCUGCUUGUUUUGACCUCCUCUAUACACUGGAAUUUUUAUUUUUCAAAAAUUCGGAAAAUUUCGAUUUUCCAUUUUGUAAGGUAUAGAAGAGGCCCGGAAAAUCCUGGAAAAACGGGAAAUUAAGGGGGGCAAAGUGGGUUCCGACAUUUCUUUGGAUGUCCUCUAUGACGUCAUCAAAGAAAAUCCGGGAAAUUUUGACUUUGAUUUUUUGGCCGAAAAAAAAAGGAGCUAAACCCAUCGAUUUUAAAAUUUCCAAGUGGAAUAUCUUUGAAAUGGUAAGUCCUAGAGGGAAAACUCUCUAAGCUUUUUCUGUAGAUCUCGACGAGUUCUACAAUGUAGCCAUGAACAGUUUUCCUCUAGGACUUACCGUUAUGGAGUUACAGCUAGUUGAAGUUGAGAUUUUUGUCAUUUUCAAGAGUUCUGUGUUAUAAGGAUAGGCCCAAAAAUCAAAGUCAAAAUUUGGAAAUUUCAAGAUAGCCAUUUUGUAGAGGGGAUCCCAAAAAGUCCCGGAACCAACUUUUUUUCCCUUAAUUUUCCGAUUUUCCGAGACUUUUCCAGUGUUUUUUUAAAUUAAAUGAAGCCUCUUGUAAAUUAAUUUUUUUCUGGAAAACUAGCAAAGAGAAAAUUUUGAAAUUUUUCCAGGAAAGAGAGGAAAGUGUAAAGCUCAUUAUAGGAAAAGUUCAAAAUUAUCCAAUGAAAAAUGACUCCAGGAAAAAUUCUGGAAAAUAGACUUAUUUAAGAAACAUUCACUUCUUGCAUUUUAAUUUUUUUCUGGAAAACUGGCAAACAACUGUCACUUGUAAUUUUUAUAAAAUUCAAUGAACACCUUCAGUUGAUCUAGGAAUACCAGACGACAUUCUUCUAGGAUGUCCAGAAUCGUGUUCUGUUGGUCUACUAGAGAGGUAGGAUAAUCUAGAACUGGGGAGAACCUGAUCUACUUGUAGCUGAAAUGAAUUAAGUAUUUUAUUAAUUGAAAAUCAUUACACAUAUAAAGAAACUUAUGUUGGGAUUGUGAAUUUUUAUUACGUGUUCUCCCACUUCUUUCUGCAGAACCAAUCACGGAAGUGUUUGGUAUCCUUUUAGGUCGGGCUACAUAUGAAAAAUUAUACAUGAAAAUUCAAUUUUAAUUAUAUAAUUAACAUGUUAACAGAGUGAUGGAUAGAGCUACAUGGAAAAAAGCAACAAUAUUAAUGUUCAAAACACUUAAAAGUUGUAAGACAAAUUAUGAAGCCACAUCAUGAUCCACUCUGUAUCAUCAUUAUAGAGAUUUAUCGCCACACGACUAAACUUGUUUUCAAGCUAAAAUUGCAUCUGAUAUCAGUUUGUUUUGCGUCUUCUUCAACGCAAAAUAUGAAUUUUAACGCAAUAAUUAUUGUGUCGUUGCUAAUUUGUGGUCUUAAUGGUCAAGCAAACAUCAGCAUCAGCAAUUUGGACCGACAAUGUUUAAGAUGUUUGUGCUAUGCAGCGACCAAUUGCGACCUCGGACGCGAUUGCGUCGCCGGGUACUGCGGCCCUUACAAAAUCAGCCGGUUGUACUGGAUCGACGCCGGAAGAGUGGUACUACCCGAGGACGACAUCCAAAGAUCCGGCGCUUUUGAGGAUUGUACCUUUUCUUAUGGAUGCGCUCAACAACUAGUAACUAAUUACAUGUCUAAAUAUGGCAGGGACUGCAAUGGUGACGGUGUCACAGAUUGUGACGAUUUCGUAAUGAUUAAUUUCAACGGAGGAACUCAUUGCGAUUUGCCUUUGGACCGCAACGAUUUUGGUAAAGAGUGGUUGCAAAGGUACCGAAUAUGCAACCCCAAAUUGUAUUAAUAAUUGCUUUAUUAUUAUUUAAAAUACAGUCUAUAUAUUAUAUACUAUAUAAAAUGAGGCAGUAAAUUGUUUAAUUUAUUUAUAAAGUUACUCUAAUGUCCGCCUCCUACAAUGGUUUUGCAUUGGCGAUAGCGUUCUCCGUAUGGUUGAGGCAAGGAACCACCGCAACCAUAAGCUCCUAACGUGUGAAUGGCCGCAAAAUCAUCACAGUCGAUUUUUCCAUCGUUGUUACAAUCCUGAAAUCAAUCUUAUUGCAAUCAAGUUUUCAACACCAAUACAAAUACAACCUGUUGGAACUUGCUCAUGUAGCCUUGUACACAUAAGGCUGCGCAAUAAGUGUCUCCGGCACAGUGGGCAUAAGCUUGUGGUGCUUCUGGAGAUUCUCCGCCUACAGUGGGUUUUCCACCAUCGGCCCAAUAGGCCCAAGUGAUUCUAAAAGGUCCGCAAACGUCUCCGGAACAAACAUUAGUCGUGUUGCAACCAGAAAUGGCUUCACAAAUACAGCCCAGACAUUGUUGGGUCACUGGUAAAUCAUCGGCUGUAGCCAA